AUGUGUGAAGAAUUCAAAUUUGACAUAUUUACCAAAGGGCGUGUUGCAGACAUUCCCGUAAUGAUACAAAAAGCGCAUGCCUGCCUAUACGAGCAGCAAAAGAACUUCAAAUACAAGAUAUCUUCUGAAUGCCAAGUAAUUUCUACGUCUACAAAGACAAUGAUCGACCUUUGCUCCAGGAUGAAUAAAUGUGUGGAAUCUCUUAGUAAUAUUAAAGAAGCUAUGAUAAAAUUCUCUGAUCAUACAUUGACGCUAGAAGGUUCAAGUGAUGACUAUGUAGAUACUGAUAUAGUUUAUGAUAUAAGAUGGAUCCAAAAUCUAUCCUUCAGGAGUUAUAAGUUGAUCAAGGAUAAAAAAAUUGUUCAGUGCUUCAAAUUGUUGUUUAUUGAGGCAGUACAGAAGUUCGAUAACAUACAGGCAAAUGCAUGUGACAACGCUGAGUUAUCGAAAGAGUUAUAUAGUCACAAGAAUGUCUAUUUCAAAAUACUAAUACCCAACUUAUAUAAAGAAUCAGUUUCACAACUUAACAAUACUAUGAGUGGAUUGAGUGAUGUUGUUAGAGUGUUGAUAGUUAUUAUAGCCAUGGAAAUAUACACAGGAGGUAAUGUGGAAUCUGCAAGAAAUCUCUACAUCAAUUGCAGAAACAUAUCAAUUGAAAAGUUAACUGAUAUUAGUGACUUACUUAGUGCUUUGCAUAUAAGUUAUAUGGGAUUGGAACUUUUCAGUUUGAAAAUACUAUAUGGUGGUAAAUGUGUGGAACUAUUUAAACAAUUUUCUGCUUCAACAAAGAUUGUAUUGUCGGAUGUGAAAUACAAUGCAACAGAUCCCACCUGGUUGGAUGUUGUUUCACAAAAAUUACGCACCACACUCAACAAAUCGUCCGAUUUCGUACACGUAAAGUCGAUACAGCAAAUAAUAUCAUCUAUUGAAAUGGAAAGUUAUGAGCAAUUACCCAAGAUAAUACAAGAUAUUAUGGUGGAUUUGGGUUUGGAAAGUGAUGGAAACGUCCAGUUUGAUUGCACCAAUAGCGUAGGUGUUCAAUUAAAAUCCAUAAAUGAUAUCCUUAGUGCGUACAUUCCUAAAAUAAUUACAAAGUGGUUAGAACAAUCUUUUGCCUAUAAUGAUAACAUUAAAAGCAAUUUUUCUAAUUUCUCUGUUAUAUUAGAUACAUUGAAUGAGUUAUUGGAUAAGACUAACUGUGCGGGUCAUUUUAGAAGUGAAUUGGCUAGGAAUUUGAACAAAUUGGAUGAGUCAAUCACUACAGAUUUGAGUAAACUGAAUAGUAUUACAUUUGACAAUAUAAAUGAAGUAGCUAGGAUGAAUUGCAUAUCGAAUCUGAAAAAGCUGGAUAUUUUGGCUUCGAAAUAUAUGUUUGACAAGGACAAUUAUUAUGGCAAAUAUUUUGAUGACAAACUGAUAGAGUUUGUCAAAAGAGCUGCAGAAACCCUGGAUAAGCUAAUUAAAAUUAAUAUUGAUACAAAUAUUAACUAUGGAAAAGGGCCCAGAAUGGGUGUGUUAAGUGAAUUACUUAUUAGAUCGCGAUUCAUUUCGUUGUACAUUAUGGAUGAUCAACAAAAUACUAGCUUCGAAGAAAAUAAUGAUCAACUGUUGGUUGUGAAAAGUAUAAUUGCAUACAGAACCUUUAAACCUGUGAAAAUAAUGAGUAUUCAAGAUGCUAUAGACUCGUAUUUUAUGUUGAUAAAGUACCAAGAAUUUACUAGUGACGAUUCUACAAAAGAUGUGCUUUGCAAACUUGGUUUGAAGGAAUUACAAUUUGACAAUUUAAACAAAUACUCAGAAUCUAAACAGAUAGCGUUGGAAGCUAGCGGCAACACUAGGUAUAUGUUUCCUGGUAUUGCCAUACCCCAUCAAUAA
Messenger RNA from Babesia microti strain RI, 1875 nucleotides. RefSeq lists its product as hypothetical. Lineage: Eukaryota; Apicomplexa; Aconoidasida; Piroplasmida; Babesiidae. The transcript has 2 exons. The record is from RefSeq and is a predicted model, not a curated record. The coding region runs from base 1 to 1875 and encodes 624 amino acids.